UCUGAUGCUAAUCUUACUCUGGUGUUGCUUCUCUUUGUCAGAGGACCGACUUCCGUUUUCAUGUUUGGUCCAGGUUUCUCUUUAGUGAGACUUUCUCUUGCAUAUUGCUUUGUAAAGCAACUGUAGAUAUUUAGAAUUGGGAGAGGGAGCCAGAAAAAGCUCCUCAAUUUCGGCCUUUUUAGAGUUUGAAUCCGUCAUCCUGUUUUAUCCUUGAAAAACACGACUGUUUACCUAGCUAGCUGGCUAGCAUCAGCCAGCUGAGUUAAAUCACCUAGCAUGUUUCGGUUCUUGAAUGACGUUGAUGACGACCCCUAUAUGAUGGAUCCCUUUGCAGCUCACAGGCAGCAGAUGAGGGCUCUGUUUGGGCCAUUUGGCAUGGACUCGUUUGCGCUUGCCCCCCAGAUGCAGCCACAUCGUGUACCGCGUAGACCGGCUGGUCCACUUGCCCCUUUUGGCAUGAUGGGAAUGGGUGGAGGGUUCAUGGAUAUGUUUGGCAUGAUGGAAGAAAUGAUGGGAAACAUGGAAAGAAUCACCGGUACCCCAAACUGUCAGACGUUUUCCUCUUCAACAGUGAUCUCCUACUCCUCCUCAGACACAGGAGCUCCUAAGGUUUAUCAGCAGACUAGUGAGACAAGAACGGGCCCUGGAGGGAUCCGAGAGACGCGGCAGUCAAUGAGGGACAGCGAGAGCGGCUUUGAGCGCAUGGCUAUCGGCCACCACAUCGGAGAUCGCGCACACAUAAUGGAGCGUUCACGAAAUCGCCGCACUGGUGACCGUGAGGAACGUCAAGACUUCAUUAACCUCGAUGAGAGUGAAGCUGCAGCGUUUGAUGAGGAGUGGAGGUGUCAGGCAGGAAGGUACGUCCCCCCAAAUCACCGGUCGCUGGACUACAGCCGAGACCGACGUGCAGGAGGCCAGCAGCUUGCACUGACCGCCCCUCCCAGCUCAACACCACCUCCAGGACGGCAUGAGUCCCCUAGACACCGCCAGCCCCAGCCCCGCCCACGUUACGACUGGUGAGAAGCUGUAGAAAGACAGAAACUAUGGGGAGAGAGUGGGAGAAGACAUGCACCAACAGCGCUGAGACUGAGAAUCAAUCCUGCAACCAGUGCGUCCGAGGACUGUAGCUUCUGUAUGUGGGCGCCCGCUCCACCAACUAAGCUAAACUGGCACCAAGGAGAAUUUUUAACUGAAUAUCGAAAACAAAUAAUGUGCAACUUAAGUAUUUUUUUGUUUUGCCUUCCAUAAGAGCACAAGAUAUUUCAGAUUAAAAGACAAAAUAUUACAAGAAAGAAUGCAUGGAAAAGUAAUGGUGAAGUAAGGGCUAUUGAGAGAGGACUUAAUAUCAGCUGGCUCUCAGGGUGUUAGAUUUUCUUUUACUUGGAACUUCUAAUGUGUUUGAUUUGCUGUUUUUAUUGAUUUAUUAAUGUGUUUGAUUAUUUUUACCUAAACAAGAGAUAGAUGUUGGAUUUGGAUUUUCUUAAAUUUGUUGAUUGGUUUUACAAAACUGUGACAGACAUUUAUUCUGGUUUAAUUGUCUGAGUCUGAAACGUUAACAUUUUAUGACUUGGUGGAAUUCAGAAUCAGAAUCAGCUUUAUUGGCCAAGGAUGCUUACACAACAAGGAAUAUGUCUCUGGUUAGCUUUGCUCCCGAUGUACAAGAAUCAGACAUUAAAUAUUAAAUAAAGAAUUAUACAUACAGUAUACAUACAUGCUACAUAUUUUAACCAGUAAAUACAGGUCCGUGUGCAAUGAUGGUAUGGUUGUAAGGUGUGCAAAGGGUGUCAGAAUGAUGAAUAGACACCAUAAAAAAAAAGCAAUAAUAUGCCAUAGAUAUUUGGUAGGUAGGAUCAUUUAACGUAAUUAGUGCUAAUGUGAGAUGAGGCAUUUUAGCACAGCCAUUCUCACAGCAUUUAUGUAAAGCAGUGAGAAACAGAGCAGGAUGUUUUAUUUUGGCAUACAAUACCACUCAAGUAUUAUACAAAGCUGAGAAUAAUCUGAUGCAGGGAAAUACUCAGAAAAUGUUCUGUGAAAGAGAGGGUGGUUAUGAUUUAAGGGGGACUUCAAAUUUAAAGGCUCUUAGUGUGAAACAGUUAAACUGUGGAACAGACCGAGUGCUGAUAUGAAAUAAACUUGAAACAGCUGCCUAGAAAAGAUGAGGAUGAAUAAUUUUCACAUGGUGUUUAUCUGUUUGUGGAAUAAAAUGUUUACGGUAAAUAUGUAUGUACAGUAGGCAUGAAUGUUUGAAUGUAAAAGCACUUCCUGUAUAAGUAAUAUACUGUAGAUUCACUAGUUUGAACUGUUGACGAUAAAAUUCGACAAUCCUUUAAUUUCAGUGAGGAGGUAUCAAUGAAAUAUAAAUAGAAAUUAAAGUGGUCGGAUUAAACAAGUUUUUACUUCUUCCUACUCCUUUGUGCUCAUAUAAACUGAGAUGCUUCAGUAUUUGCAGAUGGAAGUUGCUGUUUUCUUUCUUGCUUUUCACUUCCUUUUUUUCUUUUUAAACUGUAUUUUAAGUUUUCAUUUACAUGUUCGAUAUGAAACUAUCGAUCAAUAUCGUCAACAAGCCUUAAAAACAGGAUAGGGAACACAUUUAUGACAUCACAGUGCUGGUUCUUCACUAAAAUGUGCACUUAGGGCUCAAGUAUUCUUUACAUUUACUGCCAUCUUACAGGUUUGUUGUAUCCGUCAUUGUUUGCAUAAAGUUUAUCUCACUUAUCAGUAAUGAUUUUGAAGCGUGUUGUAAUGAUGGUGUUUUAAAUAUGUGUUUUAAAACAGGGCGUCUGCAGUCUUAAAGUCUUAAAUGCAAGACUAUAAGGUCUUACACAUUAGAGUUUUUAUUUAAUUUUUUUAUAGCCUGUUCAUUGAAAGGGAUUGUAGGCUAGUUU
Molecule: messenger RNA, 2885 nt
Organism: Cheilinus undulatus (humphead wrasse)
Lineage: Eukaryota; Metazoa; Chordata; Actinopteri; Labriformes; Labridae
Gene: mlf2
Product: myeloid leukemia factor 2
Exons: 8
Coding region: 277-1020 (247 amino acids)
Biological process (GO): regulation of DNA-templated transcription
Cellular component (GO): cytoplasm; nucleus
Source: RefSeq, a predicted model, not a curated record